AUGGAGUCUACAAUUCAAUUGGUGUCCGCAAGGAAGAUAUUUUUGGUAUUAGUUCUGAUAUGGAACCAGACGACAGCAACGACGAAAUCUUCUGGAGAUGGCCACUUCACGUGUCAAGGAAUUGGAAUAUUCCCAGAUGAAAUGGACUGCAGCAAUUACUAUAUUUGCUUACGGAUUUCAUCGUCCUAUCUAGUCACACAUCUGAGAUGUCCGUUAGGCAUGAACUUCGAUGAACAAACACGCCAAUGCAUGUAUCAGUUUCCAUGUCAUUAUCCAAAUUCCAGAUUGAACCAAACAGAAAAUUAUACAGCAGCCACAACUGAAGAAUCAACCAUACUUCCUGGUACGAAUGAUGGUCCAAGUGAUUGUGGCAAAUAUCCCAAUUUGAAUGAUCCCACUUGUACUACUUAUUAUCGAUGUAGUCGACUCAGCAAUGGUUCCUACUCACAAAGAUUGCAUAGAUGUCCUGAUAAUUCUUAUUUUGAUCCAGUUCUACAAGACUGUAAUGAGACCUUUAUGUGUCAAUGUUCAUAUUGUGAGAUGGGUUCAAGUAGUAUGGAAAUGGUUAAUAAUGACAGUACAAUACAGACAUCAACUACCAAGCCAAUGAUAACCUCUGAUAUCUCGUUGGAAACUUCAACAUACAGCGAGGCAGACUUGACAACUAUAAUACCGACUGCGAUGACUUUUUUCAUGACGAGUGCAGAUAUAUAUCCCUGUAUUUAUGUCAAUAAUCCCUACUACUUUUCGUGCCAUGAUGAAGGUAGAUACUCUAAUUUGAAUGAUCCUACUUGCCAGACAUUCAACUUGUGCAAUGUGAAUAGCAACGGUUCAUUUACGAAAGCCUUAUACCUUUGUCCAGAAGGAUCAAUUUUCAAUCCUGAAUCUCAAGAAUGUGACACUAGUAUUCAGUGCCCCUGUGAGCAUGUUAUGAGGAAACAAAAUAUCACGAGCAUAUCCACAUUAUACAAGAAACCAUACGAUGCUGAGUCAAUAUCACACAUAUCGAUAUCCACCGAUGUAGAAAUAAAUCCAGCCGCCCAUUGGGAUGUUGAUUUUGAAAAGUGCAAUUAUAUUGGGAAUUCUGAGUAUUUCUCCUGUAAUAGCAGAGGCAGAUUUCGAAAUCUCAAUGAUCUAACAUGUCAAACUUAUUAUCUCUGUGAUUUAUUAGGAAAUGGUUCAUACAUCCAAACAGAGUACAGUUGCCCUAACGAAUCCUAUUUCGAUUCAAUUACUCAAGAAUGUGAGACUAACUACACAUGCCCUUGUGAAGAUUUUUCGACAUUAACAAGCGAUUCUAUAUUUACUUCCACAAUUGCUUCCCAAACAGAUGGUUCUGUAUCUGUAGAUAAAACCACUAUUUCAGAAAUCACCUCAACUAUCAUAAAUACCACUACAGAACCAUGUGAGUAUAUGGAAGAUUCCGAAUAUUUCUCUUGCAGUAGCAAGGGCAGAUAUAGAAAUCUCAAUGAUCGAACCUGUCAAACUUAUUAUCUUUGCAGUCAAUUGAGGAACGGUUCAUUCAUCCGAACCCUGUACACUUGCCCUGAUGGAUCAUAUUUCAAUCAAGUGAAUGAAAAGUGUGAAGCCAACUACAAAUGUCCAUGUGAGAGUUAUUCAACAUCAACAAAUGAUCCUAUAUCUACUUCAACUCCCACAAUUCCUACCCAAACGAAUGAAUCUGUAAAUGAGACCACUUCAUCAGAAAGCACCUCAACUAUCAAACAUUCCACUUCAGAAUCAUGUGAGUUCAUUGAGGAUUCUGGUUAUUUUUCUUGCAGUAGCAAAGGCAGAUAUAGGAAUCUCAAUGAUCCAACCUGUCAAACUUAUUAUCUUUGUAGCAAAUUGAGAAACGGUUCAUUCAUCCAAACUCCGUACACAUGCCCUGAUGGAUCAUUUUUCAAUCGAGUGAAUGAAAAGUGUGAAGCCAAUUACAAAUGUCCAUGUGAGAGUGUUUCUUCAUCGACUAGUGAGUCUACAUCUACUUCAUCUCCUACUAUUUCUACCCAAACAGAUGACUCUGUAUCUGAAAAUGAAACCACUUCAUCAAAAGUCACCUCAACUAUUUCAGAUACCACUUCAGAAUCAUGUGAGUUCAUUGAGGAUUCCAGUUAUUUUUCUUGUAGUAGCAAAGGCAGAUAUAGGAAUCUCAAUGAUCCAACCUGUCAAACUCAUUAUCUUUGUAGCAAAUUGAGAAACGGUUCAUUCAUCCAAACUCCGUACACAUGCCCUGAUGGAUCAUAUUUCAAUCAAGUGAAUGAAAAGUGUGAAGCCAACUAUAAAUGUCCAUGUGAGAGUGUUUCCUCAUCAACAAGUGAGUCUAUAUCUUCUUCUUCUCCUACUGCUCCUACCCAAACAGAUGGCACUGAAUCUGAAAAUGAAACCACUUCAUCAGAAGUCACCUCAACUAUUUCAGAUACCACUUCAGAAUCAUGUGAGUUCAUCGAGGAUCCCGGUUAUUUUUCUUGCAGUAGCAAAGGCAGAUAUAGGAAUCUCAAUGAUCCAACCUGUCAAACUUAUUAUCUUUGUAGCAAAUUGAGAAACGGUUCAUUCAUCCAAACCCCGUACACAUGUCCUGAUGGAUCAUAUUUCAAUCAAGUGAAUGAAAAGUGUGAAGCCAACUACAAAUGUCCAUGUGAUAGUGUUUCCUCAUCAACAAGUGAGUCUAUAUCUUCUUCUUCUCCUACUGCUCCUACCCAAACAGAUGACUCUGUAUCUGUAAAUGGAACCACUUCAUCAGAAGUCACCUCAACUAUUUCAGAUACCACUUCAGAAUCAUGUGAAUUCAUCGAGGAUUCCGGUUAUUUUUCUUGCAGUAGCAAAGGCAGAUAUAGGAAUCUCAAUGAUCUAACCUGUCAAACUUAUUAUCUUUGUAGCAAAUUGAGAAACGGUUCAUUCAUCCAAACCCCGUACACAUGCCCUGAUGGAUCAUAUUUCAAUCAAGUGAAUGAAAAGUGUGAAGCCAACUAUAAAUGUCCAUGUGAGAGUGUUUCCUCAUCAACAAGUGAGUCUAUAUCUACUUCAUCUCCUACUAUUUCUACCCAAACAGAUGACUCUGUAUCUGUAAAUGGAACCACUUCAUCAGAAGUCACCUCGACUAUUUCAGAUACCACUUCAGAAUCAUGUGAGUUCAUUGAGGAUUCCAGUUAUUUUUCUUGCAGUAGCAAAGGUAGAUAUAGGAAUCUCAAUGAUCCAACCUGUCAAACUUAUUAUCUUUGUAGCAAAUUGAGAAACGGUUCAUUCAUCCAAACUCCGUACACAUGCCCUGAUGGAUCAUUUUUCAAUCAAGUGAAUGAAAAGUGUGAAGCCAAUUACAAAUGUCCAUGUGAGAGUGUUUCUUCAUCGACUAGUGAGUCUAUAUCUACUUCAUCUCCUACUAUUUCUACCCAAACAGAUGACUCUGUAUCUGAAAAUGAAACCACUUCAUCAAAAGUCACCUCAACUAUUUCAGAUACCACUUCAGAAUCAUGUGAGUUCAUUGAGGAUUCCAGUUAUUUUUCUUGCAGUAGCAAAGGCAGAUAUAGGAAUCUCAAUGAUCCAACCUGUCAAACUUAUUAUCUUUGUAGCAAAUUGAGAAACGGUUCAUUCAUCCAAACCCCGUACACAUGCCCUGAUGGAUCAUAUUUCAAUCAAGUGAAUGAAAAGUGUGAAGCCAACUAUAAAUGUCCAUGUGAGAGUGUUUCCUCAUCAACAAGUGAGUCUAUAUCUACUUCAUCUCCUACUAUUUCUACCCAAACAGAUGACUCUGUAUCUGUAAAUGGAACCACUUCAUCAGAAGUCACCUCGACUAUUUCAGAUACCACUUCAGAAUCAUGUGAGUUCAUUGAGGAUUCCAGUUAUUUUUCUUGCAGUAGCAAAGGCAGAUAUAGGAAUCUCAAUGAUCCAAUCUGUCAAACUUAUUAUCUUUGUAGCAAAUUGAGAAACGGUUCAUUCAUCCAAACCCCGUACACAUGUCCUAAUGGAUCAUAUUUCAAUCAAGUGAAUGAAAAAUGUGAAGCCAACUACAAAUGUCCAUGUGAGAGUGUUUUUCCCUCAACAAGUGACUCUGUAUCUAAUUCUCCUCCUACUGUUCCUACCCAAACAGAUGACUCUGGAUCUGAAAAUGGAACCACAACCACUUCAUCAGAAGUCACCUCAACUAUUUCAGAUACCACUUCAGGAUCAUGUGAGUUCAUCGAGGAUUCCGGAUAUUUCUCUUGCAGCAGCAGAGGCAGAUAUAGAAAUCUCAAUGAUCCAACCUGUCAGACAUAUUUCCUCUGCAACUUAUUGAGGAAUGGUAGUUUCAUUCAAACCCAGUACAGUUGUCCCAAUGCUUCCUAUUUCAAUCCACCAACGCAAAAGUGUGAUGCCAACUACGAAUGCCCGUGUAAAAAUUCAUCGACCACAACAACUGAACCAAUUUCGACCCAAUCUCCGACGAUCUCUACAGUAUCAGAAGGAUCCACAUCUGCAGACGUG
Phaedon cochleariae (mustard beetle) is the source of this 4458-nucleotide messenger RNA. The record is from the annotation of a GenBank genome assembly. Lineage: Eukaryota; Metazoa; Arthropoda; Insecta; Coleoptera; Chrysomelidae.